Messenger RNA from Phyllopteryx taeniolatus (common seadragon), 660 nucleotides. RefSeq names its product lens epithelial protein (gene lenep). The transcript has 2 exons. Gene Ontology annotation, biological process: multicellular organism development. NCBI's taxonomy places the organism in Eukaryota, Metazoa, Chordata, Actinopteri, Syngnathiformes, Syngnathidae. The record is from RefSeq and is a predicted model, not a curated record. Bases 180 to 455 code for a protein of 91 amino acids.
AAGGACUGGAACGCUCCUAUUUGUGAACAGCUUUUAACAGCAGGUUGCCGGUUCAGGGAGGAUGUCAGUGGACAAGGAGAGACGGCGUGGAAAGACGUACAGUGUGUAUGAUAAACAAGCAGAAGAGUCGAGAAGGACGAAGUUGACGAGGACCAGGAAGGAAGCCCACUAGCACUUGCAUGAGUCCAAUCCUGCCCCACCUGUCCGAGCUCGCCUCCCAUUUCAUCCCUUUCCUGUCUGGAGCCAUGCAUCCACAGCGUCCUCUUCCGCAGGCCAUGCCUGCCUCUUCAUCCUCCUCCUCAUCGCUGGGACAGCAGCUGCGAGACAUGGCCAUGGGUCUGGGCCGCGGCAAGAACUUCCUAGGAGGGAACGUGGCCUACGGCUUCGUGCAGUCGCUAAAGGAGUGCCUCUACUUCUUGCUCUGCUGCUGGUGCAUCAAGGAGAUCCUGGACUAGAAACAUGUUGAUGGAGUGGAACGGAGUGAUUUUGUGUUUUGCUUUUUAAUCAGAGCUUUUGACAAGGGAUGCUGGAAAAACAAAGGAUGCUGUUCUUGGUUUUGCCUGGACAUGUUUCCAACGUUGCUGAUGUGGAGCUCAUGAUUGUGGCUGUGCAAGGCCACACUGUGCUAUGUCAUAAUAAACGACUUCAUCAAAAGAAAUA